This is a messenger RNA of Knipowitschia caucasica, 222 nucleotides long. The record is from the annotation of a GenBank genome assembly. Lineage: Eukaryota; Metazoa; Chordata; Actinopteri; Gobiiformes; Gobiidae.
AUGAGCGAUUUCAACUCAAAGACUCUGGGAAAGUGCCUCUGCAUCAUCACCGGGGCAUCAAAAGGAUUUGGACGGUGUCUGGCACAGCAGGUUCCCCCUCUUCUAGAGGCUGGCUCUGCACUCAUACUGUGGCUGCACUGGUCAGCUGCUGCAGGAGUUAAAGACAGAGCUGGUGAACCUGGGGGUCUCUCAGGGGCUGGUGGUCCGGUGUGUUGCAGCUGA